AUGCACCGUUUGCUCCGUUGCAGGAAACACGCAUCAGGGAUCGCUCUCUCAUCAGUAUCGGGAAUUACACCAUCUACUGCGGAGAUCGUCUGGAUGCGUCUUUGUACAAUUGCGGGAUCGCAGAAGACUCAAACUCUGGAUCGUGAGUGCUCACGCACCUACGGAGAGGAUCACAACAAGGACGCGUUUCAUGAUGAACUCAAUACGUUGAUAUCCAGGAUACCAAGCCAGCAAGCGGUGAUUGUCGAAAUUGACACAAAUGCUAAGAUGGGAUUUGAACAACAAUCCGAUGUGCUCGAGAAAUGGUUCUAUCACAUGGAGCAGACAUCGGACAACGGAAAUCGCCUGAUAGACCUUUGCAAAUGGACGACUUUCAUCAUUGCAUCCACGUUUAAAAGAAAUCAUCGACGCCAUCAGCUUACGUGGCAAGGGACAACGCAUUAA
This is a messenger RNA of Necator americanus (New World hookworm), 444 nucleotides long. RefSeq lists its product as uncharacterized. The record is from RefSeq and is a predicted model, not a curated record. The coding region runs from base 1 to 444 and encodes 147 amino acids. The transcript has a single exon. Lineage: Eukaryota; Metazoa; Nematoda; Chromadorea; Rhabditida; Ancylostomatidae.